AUGGCGCCCCUUGUGCGAAGCGUGGCCGCUCUAGCUAUCACCGCCGCCCUGGAAACGACAGCCUUCGUGUCCACGCCCAACCCCUACCGCACAGCGCGAACAACAACCGCCGGCGCGCGACAAGCUGCCAGACCAGGGCUCCUGAGGCCAUCACCCCAGCACCGGUACGAGCGAGUGGAGAGGUGCCGCGUCCCCACGAUCGCCGCCGCCUCCGCGCCCGUCAAGGCUGUGGCCGACGAGGAUGUCGCGACGUUGCCCCUGGAACAGACCAAGCGCGACGACCUGCGGAACCUCGCGAUCGUUGCGCACGUAGAUCACGGCAAGACAACUUUGGUAGACGCCAUGCUUCAGCAAAGCUCCGUCUUCCGGGACAACGAGCAAAUGGGCAUCAGAGUGAUGGAUAGCAACGACCAGGAGCGCGAGCGUGGAAUCACCAUCUUGGCGAAGGUCGAGGGGCCUAAGCCCCAAACCAGGUUCGUGCUAAAGAAGGCCCUUGAGCUCGGGCUUCAGGCGGUGGUGGUGGUGAACAAGAUCGACCGGCCCUCGGCACGACCGGAGUAUGUGGUGGACAAGACGUUCGACCUCUUCUGCGACCUGAACGCCAACGACGAGCAGUCGGACUUCCAGAUCGUGUACACUUCGGCUAUCAAGGGCAUCGCAGGCAACGAGCCCGAGGAAAUGGAGGAGAACAUGGAGCCGUUGUUCAAGGCGAUCAUGGGCAUGCCGAAGCCCCUCGUGAAGGAAACGGCGCCGCUACAGGCGUUGGUGGCCAACAUCGACUACGACGACUUCAAGGGGAAGCUCGGGGUCGGGCGAAUCCACUCCGGGUCCCUGAAGAAGGGGCAGAACGUCGGGCUCGGGCGGCCGGGAGAAGACGUCAAGACCGGCAAGGUCUCCGAGCUCUUCGUGUUCGACAACCUCGGCCGCAAGGCCGUGGAGGAGGCGCACGCCGGGGACAUCGUCAUGGUCGCCGGUCUUGCCCAAAUCGGGAUCGGAGACACCAUCCUAGACCCGGCCAACCCCAACCCGAUGGUGCCCAUCGCGGUGGAGGAGCCCACCGUCCGGAUGACCUUCGGGGUGAACAAGUCGCCCCUGGCCGGCAGGGAGGGCAAGUUCCUCACAACGCGAAUGAUCCGGGAUCGGCUCAUGAAGGAGCUGGACCGCAACGUAGCGUUACGCGUCGAGGAGACGGAUUCUUCGGACGCCUACGAGGUCAGCGGCCGCGGGCAGCUGCACCUGACCGUGCUUAUCGAGAACAUGCGCCGAGAGGGCUUCGAGCUGCUUGUUGGUCCCCCCACGGUCAUCACAAAGCAAGUGGACGGCAGCACUCACGAGCCUUUCGAGACGGUGGAGGUGCAGGUGCCGGACGAAUACACCGGCGCAGUCGUCGACCUGCUCUCGAGGCGGAAGGGGGAAAUGCUCAACAUGACGCCCGUUGAGACCGGCGGGGACGCCCAGAUGACCAACAUCGAGUACCUCGUCCCGACCCGGGGCAUGAUCGGCCUCCGCAACAGCAUGCUCACGGCGACACGAGGCACCGCGGUCAUGGACACGAUUUUCGACUCCUACAGACCUUACGCAGGUGACAUCGAGGCCCGAGACAAGGGGUCUCUGGUCGCCCACGAAAACGGCGUGGCGACCCCGUUCGGCAUCGCUGGGGCUCAGAGCCGCGGGGUGAUGAUGGUGUCGGCGAAGGACGAGAUCUACCGCGACAUGAUCAUCGGGUUGCAUCAGCGCCCGGGGGACCUGAGGGUCAACAUUUGUAAGGCAAAAGCUCUUAACAACAUUAGGUCAGCGACAAAGAGCAUCAGCGAAAGUGUCACGGUGCCCAUGGAAGUCAACCUGGACAUGGCGGUGGAGUACAUCCAGGCGGACGAGCUGGUGGAAGUCACGCCGACAAAAAUCCGCAUGACGAAGAACGCCCAGAUGGCGGGGAAGAAGUAGAGCAAAAUAACAGCAGUACAUACCCUUCGCGAGGAUAUUUAAAGCUUGAUUUUUUAGUAGGGGUUACAGGUUUUUUGGGUCGUAGGGUUAAGGGUUAUGUAACCCCCGUCUCUACUUGGCAUAUUCUCGCGAAGGCGGUCCGGGACAAGUCGUAUUGGUGACGACUCUACUUCACAUAUUCUCGAGAAGGCGGUUCGAGACAACUCGUGUUGGUGACGUCGACGAGUGGGAGAUUUUUGCCGUUCAGGACGUCGACAUGUCCGUGGAAGUUCCCAUCCAUUACAUGCAGGCCAAACACUGGCUGGCCUAGGUGGACGAUUUUAUAGGGCUUCGAACCGUCUUGGCAGAGCAUUUUUUCAAAGCCGCUGGCUGGUUUUCCGUGGGUGUGAGGCCGGGUGGGGUCGGCGAUGACAGUGGCAGGUCGAGGACUUCUUGACUCGCUUGUUGCUCCUUGGUAAUGGCGUUUGCGUUUGCUGCGGUCUAGCACAUUGGGGUUUGAUGUUGUGGUCUAUGUCUGUACUAGGAUCUAGCGGAUGACUUGUUGUUGUAUCGAAACGAGAAAACCUAUCGUACCAAAUUCUCACACUUCUUUUAGCCCUCCGCUCAAUAGUGUUCAGACGUGCGUGUACCGGCUGGGAGUGCUUUGGCGCCAAAGGAUGAGUUGAGAUAAGAGGACACCACAUUCUUUCAUGUACACCCCGGCUACGACUCUGCUGCUCAUUUUCCCGUGCACUACAAGAUUGCCCCGUAAUAAUGGAAUCCACGCUUGCCUGUUUUUCCUGCAGGGACCACAACAAUGCCGCACAUGUCUUCGUUUUUUUGGCGUUGAUAGACGACGUUUGGAGGAUAAACCAGAGGCUGAGCACGGGUCAUGUUUCUUUUUUUUUGGAGUGGAGAUGUUCGCAUUCGCGGGCAUGUGCAGGUGUUAACAAGUGGGAACCAUUUGAGACUUAACAGUUUCGGACAACCCAUGGUCUGGUUGGUUCCCACUCCAAAUGCUCUUGAGGGCCUGUCGGAAAGUGAAGGAAGGCUAUGUUUGGCCUUCGAGAGACCGACUAAAUCGUGUACGUAGAUCCCGGGCGGGACACCUU
This is a messenger RNA of Ectocarpus siliculosus, 3035 nucleotides long. The record is from the annotation of a GenBank genome assembly. Lineage: Eukaryota; Phaeophyceae; Ectocarpales; Ectocarpaceae.